Messenger RNA from Closterium sp. Naga37s-1, 1692 nucleotides. The record is from the annotation of a GenBank genome assembly. Lineage: Eukaryota; Viridiplantae; Streptophyta; Zygnematophyceae; Desmidiales; Closteriaceae.
AUGCUCCACCGCUCUCUACCGCACUCUAAUUGCUCUCUUCCUCUCCAUCAUCCCCGCUGCUCUCCAGACAGCCACGAGCGCCCGCUCUCCCGCCGCACCUGCCACGCUCGCAGCCACAGCCCAAGAGGAUACAGUCACUCUGGUUGCAGUCACAAUCACAAUCAGCAUCGCUGUGACCAACGUCUGCUGCUCGGAGUGCUCCUUCUCGCGUUCCUCUCCUUGCGGCAUGCCGUGGCUCGAGAGGAGGGUCUGCAGGGACAGGAGGCUCAGGAGGAGGGCAAGGGGCGGCAGGAGGCCCUGUUGGGUCGCGUGCAGCAGUUCGAGCGAUCGCUCGCCGAUCAGCUCCACAUGGAGCGGCGGGACUUACUAAGAAAAUCAGCAGCGCCAUUCAACCGCACCCUGCACACAUCCGCCCUGCCCUCCAUAAUGCUCGACUACUACGAGCUUCAACCCCACCUCGGCCCGCGCCUGCGGUGCCGCGGCCCGCCCUGCCCCAAGUUCGGCCACUGCGGAUCAUCCUUCCCCCACAUACAAGCCUGCUGGAACGACCAUCUCACGGACCCGCGCCCACUCUUCCCCGCAGACCCGCUAAACUGCCCGCGGCUUCAGCCCGUGGAGGAUGUGGGGCGGCUGCGGCGGCCGUGGUACUUCAUCGAUAAGCAGUGCUCGCACCGCGUGGAUGUGAAUGCGAGGGAUGCUACUGCCAUGCAGGUGUUCAAGAUGAAGGAUGUGUACUCGGCGUUUGGGGGAUACGUGUUUAACUUGACGCAUCGCUUCAACCGCAACGGCUGCACUCGCUUCCUCAAGGCGACGCUCACCCCCAACAUGACAGUAUACCAUUUGAAAUCGAUGUUCAAUUGGGACUACCGCCAGGCGGGCAACUUCUACCAUUUCAUCAUCGAGGCCGUCCCGCUGCUCUAUGCCGCUGCCCGCCUGCUGCCCUCGCUGCUGCCUGACAUCCCUAUUGCUGCCAAGAGCGACCAGUGGGAGGUGUACGACCAGAUAGGGCUGCCCAUAGUGGGCGUGCCUCGUGAAGACAUGUGGACCAUCCGAGUGCGUGCAUGGGAGAUCGUACAUGCCCACACCAUGUACCAGCCCAUGGCGCAGACGUGUGGCGGCCCCAAUAAGGCCCUUUGGACGCACCUCCGGAGCCACCACCUGCUGCCGCCCGGCGGGCUGCCGCUCUUCCACCGCAACUGGACGCUGCGCUUCGUGCCGCCGCUCGCCGACCAGGACAUGGCGGCGCUGCCGUCCGACUGGGUGGUGGUGCUGGGCAAGCGGCCAAUGGCGAAGCGCGCGCUGGUGAACUGGGACGGGCUGCGGGACGCGGUGUACGAGAGCUUUGAGAGCUUUGGGAGCGAGCGCAUCGUGGUGUUCCAAGGGGACCUGCGCAUCAUGGAAGCUCGAGCUCUCUUCCGCCGAGCACGCCUGUUUGUGUCGGGCCACGGGGCCGCCUUCGCCAAUGUCAUCUUCAUGCCCGCCAACGCCUCGAUCUAUGAGAUCCGCCCGCGCAAGUGUUACAACGCCUGUUACAACAACCUUGCAUAUGCUUGCUCUGUGCGCUACCACCUCUCGUUCGGAGACGGCACGUGCUAUUCGUCUUUAAAGGCCAACUUGACUCAUGUGAGGGAGACUCUUUCCACAAUAUCGCAGAGAUUUAGGGACGAGGAUGCUGCAAUUGCUGAACAAUAA